AGCCCCAGGGGCGAGGACACUUAGCCUACAUGCUGCGCCGUCUGCGCUCCAGGCUGCCAGCCAGGAUGUGGAGCAGGACUUCGGAGAAGCAGCCAUGGAGGGACAGCAGUCAGACCCCUUUCCCGUGUCGUAUCCACAGACUUGACCACAUUGUAAUGACAGUAAAGAACAUCAAAGACACCACUACGUUUUAUUCCAAGAUUCUGGGCAUGGAGGUCGUGACUUUCAAGGGAGACCGGAAAGCACUGUGUUUUGGAGACCAGAAAUUUAACCUCCACGAGGUGGGAAAGGAAUUUGAACCCAAAGCUGCUUGCCCAGUCCCUGGUUCCCUGGAUAUUUGUCUGAUCACAGAGGUGCCUUUGGAGGAAGUGGUCCAGCACCUCAAGGCUUGUGAUGUCCCCAUUGAGGAGGGUCCAGUCCCCAGAACAGGGGCAAAAGGGCCCAUUAUGUCCAUUUACUUCCGAGACCCUGACAGAAACCUGAUCGAGGUGUCCAACUAUAUGUCCUCAUGAUGGAGGCGAGCUCUCCGCCCUGCUGUCCCCUGUGAUGUCACCCUCUGUCUUCCUUCCUGCAAAACUUCAUCCCGGGCCCAGAGACCUCCAAGGACGGAGGACUUGCGCACGUCACACAUCUGGCUGGGG
This is a messenger RNA of Phacochoerus africanus (Common warthog), 641 nucleotides long. RefSeq names its product glyoxalase domain containing 5 (gene GLOD5). Bases 30 to 512 code for a protein of 160 amino acids. The record is from RefSeq and is a predicted model, not a curated record. NCBI's taxonomy places the organism in Eukaryota, Metazoa, Chordata, Mammalia, Artiodactyla, Suidae. The transcript is spliced from 4 exons.